This is a messenger RNA of Cantharellus anzutake, 2367 nucleotides long. RefSeq lists its product as uncharacterized. The coding region runs from base 1 to 2367 and encodes 788 amino acids. The record is from RefSeq and is a predicted model, not a curated record. The transcript has 14 exons. Lineage: Eukaryota; Fungi; Basidiomycota; Agaricomycetes; Cantharellales; Hydnaceae.
AUGGCACAUUUGGUCCCCCCUAGCCACCCCCAAGCUCAGGUCUCGGAUUGGGUCAGCUUGGAAGAGCUUCGAUUUGUGUCACCUAUCUGCAUCGGAGACUUGGUCGUGCAUGAUGAUUGGCUCGGGCAAGUGGAAGAGGUUUUCGAGGAAGUAAUAACGUCUGGCGGACAUACUUUCACUGAUUUGGGUGGGCGCCAUCGCAUUGGUGCUCCGCCGGCCGUUUUAGACACAGACUUGGAAAAUGUGCCUCAAGAUCCUGGUGAUGUGCUUCAAGUGUAUCCCCUGAUUAUCGCGAUAACGUGGGUGGCAAUAAAUCAAUCCCUCCCUCAACACAUUGCUGCUAGUCGAACUCGACCAGGACGAUUUUGGUUUUUUGAGAGUCUUAGUGCUUUUUCUAUUUUCCGCCGACCCACCGAUAGGAUUCCUCAUAUUCAUGAUCGGAUGUUCUUUCGCACACCUGAGCUGGCCCAAGCUCAUAAUGGGGCUUGCGUCAGCGUUCCGCACGGUGAUCGAACAAUUAUUGUGGAGGCUAUGGUAGUAAUAGAAACUCGUAUACUAAUUAAGGUGCUGUGGCAAGAUGGCUCGGUGGAGGUAUUACCGUCCGUUUCGCUCCUUCCAUACACAAACGUCGAUGAACUGGACUGCUGGCCCGGAGACUUUGUCUCUGCAAAGAGCGACGGCGAACCUCGUGCGGCCGUGGUCCAAUCCGUGGAUGCGGAAGAUCGCACGGCCCGGGUACGAUGGUACCCACCGAAAGCUAAGGAAGAAUCGAUUGCCGUAGUCUCCAUGUUCGAAAUAAAUCCCGAAGGUUCUGUAUCGUCUGACUUGCCGCAGUCUUAUGGAGUUCGAAGAGGUGACAUUGUAUUCUUGCAUGCUCGGGACUCUACAAAUGGGUGUGAUGUGCCACGUGUGCCUAAGAUUGGCGAGCUUGAACAAUGGGUCCGCCAUCCGAAUGCAAGUUGGCGCCAGGAAAUGAUGGAAAUUGGUUCCUCGGCACCACGAUGGUAUGACCCUCCUAGCAGAACCGCUACGGAACUUCCGGUGGUUGGCGUAGCCGCUAACAAGGACGGUACCCAUUGGGUUGGUGAAGUUGUCGAUCUUCGGCUUACGGGCGAGAUUGAUGUUUGUCUCCCGACUGGAGAGGUUACUACUGUCACGAUUGAUCGACUUACUGUCCUUCGAGACUUGAGCGAGGACGUGGACUAUCCUUGGAUAGACGAGGAUGUGUCAGACGGUUUCUCCAGUUCCGAAGAGUCUGAUCACUUGAAGUCACCCCUUGUUCCUAAUGAGGACGUGGAAAUGGAUGUUGCGAGCGAAUCUCAGCCCACGUCAUCCUCGGGACCUAAGUACGAGGCUGAGGAAGAACGGGACGCAUGGAAGCAUUUUGAUACCGAGGCAUCGCUGAUGUCUGUGGGCACAGUAGAUAUAGAUAUGGAUUCUCCUUCGUCGUUGUCAUCUGGUUCAUCCACGCCUGCUGGGACAGUUUCUGGGACUCCUUCGGCUUUGGAAGCUUCGCACUCACCGCCGGCCGAACCCCCUUGGAAAUCCUUCGAUGUCUUGCCCUCUGCGCCAUCGGAUCAUCAUUUUUAUUCUCAACCACCCACUAGUCCGCCUAGCAGGUCCUUCUCUCAGCGUCUCAAUAAGGAGUAUCGGGUCCUUUCAACUAGCCUCCCUAGUGAUAUCAUAAUACGGACGUAUGAAGACAGGGCCGAUUUGUUGCGCUCCCUGAUUAUUGGCAGUCACAAUACACCUUACGAGGAUGCGCCGUUUGUCAUUGACUGGCAAUUACCGCCUUCGUUCCCACUCGAGCCUCCCACCGCACAUUUUCACAGUUGGACGAAUGGUAAUGGGAGGGUAAAUCCUAAUUUAUACGAAGAAGGGAAAGUAUGUCUGUCCAUCCUGGGGACUUGGACUGGUGAGGAAUCGGAGGCUUGGAGUUCGAAGAAAUCUUCACUGUUGCAAGCGUUCGUCUCUAUCCAAGGGCUUGUACUUGUCAGGGAACCUUACUUCUGUGAACCGGCCUUCGAGAAGAUGCGGGGAACGGAAGAAGGCAUAGUGAGCAGUCGCCUCUACAAUGAAAAGGUUUAUGUCCUCGCACGCGGAUUCGCGCUGCAUGCGCUUCAGCAUCCUAUUUCGGGAUUUAGUGAUGAAAUCCAUUGGAUCUACUUCACGGCGGGAAAACUCAAGAAGUUGCUUCAUAAUGCGGACACGUUGAUUGCCAGGAGCCAAUCUGCCGAUCCCGAAGGGAGUCUUUCGGAGGCGACCGAGGACUCUUCGGUGCCCCGCCUGACGGUGGGAGGUGCCAUUACACUAAAGCGGACGCUCGUCAAGCUCCAGACAAUUUUAGACAAUUCAAGAGCGUUGUAA